Messenger RNA from Exserohilum turcica Et28A, 240 nucleotides. RefSeq lists its product as uncharacterized. Lineage: Eukaryota; Fungi; Ascomycota; Dothideomycetes; Pleosporales; Pleosporaceae. The transcript is spliced from 2 exons. Bases 1 to 240 code for a protein of 79 amino acids. The record is from RefSeq and is a predicted model, not a curated record.
AUGGCUCAAUUCGGGAUAAGCAACAUGCUGCUGUGUUCAGAAAAUGCUCUCAAUGAAAAGGCUGGGUCGAAACGGAGACCACAACUGGAACCAAGCAGUUGGAUAUGCGUCCUGGAAGUGUGGAUCAUCAUGCGCCAACUGGUCGAGCAUCGAUGUGAUCAGUUUCAUGGUACCUACUCGUCAUAUCUGCACAGUACCGCGCAGUACCGCCGCUCCGGACCAGACCCAAUCGCCAGAUAG